This is a messenger RNA of Onychostruthus taczanowskii (white-rumped snowfinch), 6955 nucleotides long. It is a transcript of the gene IRF2, whose product is annotated as interferon regulatory factor 2. Gene Ontology annotation, biological process: regulation of transcription by RNA polymerase II; immune system process. The coding region runs from base 4847 to 5920 and encodes 357 amino acids. The transcript is spliced from 11 exons. The record is from RefSeq and is a predicted model, not a curated record. NCBI's taxonomy places the organism in Eukaryota, Metazoa, Chordata, Aves, Passeriformes, Passeridae. Gene Ontology annotation, cellular component: nucleus. Gene Ontology annotation, molecular function: DNA-binding transcription factor activity, RNA polymerase II-specific; RNA polymerase II cis-regulatory region sequence-specific DNA binding.
AGCCUUUUAUUCACAAUAGUAUACACACAAAGUAAGUGAAACAAAAAAUCACAAACAACCAACCCUCCAACAAGUGAAACUGAUAUCAGAGGACAAAUUAAUUACAACUUCUUAAAAGGUUAGUCCACACUUUUCCAUCAUACUUUGAGUGAUUAUUUGUGUUACAGUAAUAUGCAAAUACUUAAACUUCUUAGCCCUAAAAAUCUCACGGCUUUUUUGUUUGUCUAUUUUUUGCUUUUUUAGUAAGAAAGGUGUCAUUACUAUCUAGUAUCUAAAAAUGUCAAUGCAGAAGGUUACAUCAGCAUCAGAAUGUUUUUCACAGAACAAAUUAAAACUGAAAAUAAAUUUAACUGUGCAUCAUGUUUAAAAAUGGGUGUAGGCACUCAGGAAGGUGUGGGUAACAUUAUUAAAGUAAGAAUUAUGACUCUUGCAAUUUAUUUAUUUUCUUGAUACUGGUCUGUAACAUAAGUUAACUUUCCCACUUUAAUGUAACAGAAAAACAAACAGGUCAGCUGUAGGUGGAUAGGUAAGCUUGAGUCCCAGCUCCAUGAGAAAUUCACCUUCUCCAAUUCUACAUACGAAUAGUCCCAAUGCCUGUGACAGUGAUUUUAAGAACCAAAAUGAUGGUAUAGUCAGCUCCACAUAAAGACAGGGUAAAACCCACAAGAAAAGCAGCAAAAAGGGAAGAUGUAAUAAAUGUUAUUUAACUUUUCAAAACCAUUAUUAAACUUACAAAACAAAACAACCAAACAAAACAAAUACAAACUAAAAAAAUGCACACCAAAAUGGCUGGCAUAUUGCAUAUUUAUUUACCUUCUGGAAAUUAAGGGAUUCCCAGUCUGAAGUUUUUUCUCACAGAAAUUAACUCCAGGCUAGAAAAAGAGACCUAUUUGUGAAGGAAAGGCAGGAUGCUAAUGGAAGAAACUAAUUCCAGUAGCCAGAUCCCUAAAGAAGGUGGUUAAAAGAAUAAGUUGCAAACUCUGGCAGUUCUGCAGGGGAAAGGCAGUGGAUAUGUGAUGCUUCUGGGUUAAAUUCUCUGAUUUAAAAGCUGCCAUAUCUCACUGAAACAGUAAAGUCACAAGAGGUUAAAGUCUCUUUUUGGAGAGAACGAGUCACUGCUGAAAGAUAAGUUUAGAAAACUAAAGCUGCCUAUUCCCAUUACUUUUCAGCAUUAAAAAAAAAAAAAGGAAUCACAGCAGAAGAUUUAACUUCUGGUAUAACUUCUCAUUUUGUGGUGCUAGGAGCUGUGCAGGAAAAGACCUUUGUCAAUGCACAGAAUGCAUCAAGAUCCUUGAAUGUGCUCCACUGAGAUCAGGUGAAGGUGGUAGGAGGCAAUGGCAAGGGCAAGCUGCAAAUUCUGCCCAAUGGCUUGGCCAGUGCUUCUCAGGGAAGCCCACUGUUUCUCAGGGAAGCCCACUGUUUCCUUUGACCAAAACCAGCUCAUGUAAUCCAUAGCAAUGCCACUUAAUGAAUAGUGUCCUCUAAAUGAGACAUCAAAGUAUUAAAAUGAUGGUAUUUUUUCUACACAAUAUUUACUGAUACAUAAACUACAGCAUUUUUCACAGCUGGCUCAUUCUGCAAACAAUUUAAAAGCACAUACUAGAAAAAAUAACAGCUACUGAGUAUUGCAAAAGCCAGCCCAAGUCACUCUAACUCUUUUCUUGGAGGGAGAUGUUGGAGUAGCAUUCCUGCCCUGAACCAUCUGCAGGCAUUUCUAUUCAGGACUUUUUGAAGGGUGCCAAAGAGGUUCUAGGUCCUAGAAAUGUGGGGCUUUGGGGGCUGUUUGAGGCAGAGUUGGUGCCUUUACAUUUAAUAGACCUCAUGGUGGUUUUUUGCUUCUGUGAAUGUGUACAGGUGCUUUUUUGGGAUCCCCAGAGGACUACUGGCACCUCAAAGGAGGAUGUCCUACUGUUUAAUUACCUGCUGCAUGAAGAUCCACCUCCUUCUGUUUGCUUUAAAUUGGCCAUCUGCUAGUUUUGCUUGAUGCUCUCUAGUUCUUAUAUUAGAAAAGAAAGCAAAUAAUCCACCCCUACUCCUCUCUACUAAUUAUUCUCUCUGGUCUGACUGUUUUCUGUUGUUUAUCACUUCUCCAUCCUGUAUAAUCUCAGACACUUAAAUCCUUGUGUCCCUCUAACAUCAGGGUGGCUCCAUAUUUUUCUUUAUGUUUGUUGCUUUUCUCUGGAUCUUUGCUCUUCCUGUUACACAUGGGCCAGAGCAAUCCUCAGGAGGCAUUGCAGCCCUCCCCAUUCUGUUCUUAGUGUUUCAUCCUGCCAUCUUCCACCAGCUUUGGGACAGUUUCUAAGUGCUGAAACAAUUCUUCCAUGAGUUAUUGCAACUGUUAGACCUUAUUUCUGAGUGGGAGCAAGUUGGUUAGAAAUUGCUCAUUUUCAAUCAAUUUACUCCUCUGUAAUCCAACCUGGCCACAGUAACCACCUCCAACCUGCUCAGAAGGCACUAAUACUCUACAGUUAUCCUAGUUAGACCUUCAGUCUGUGAAAAUUUGGCUUUAGUUAUUGGAGUUUGCUGAUUUUGCUGUUCUUUUGUCAUGGAGUUCAUAGCCUCUUUCCCUAUAGCCAUGGCCUAGUCUGACCCUCCUACAUAAGCCGUGGUCUGUCACUACCAUGUCUUGCUGAAUAUUUCCUUUCCCUGCACAUCUAUUCAGUCAAAAUGCCAGUUUGAGCCAGGUGUCCCAUAUCCCUCAUUCUCCUUUCACUGUGGCUUCAUGGAAAUCAGUCUCUUCUGGAAGUACCUGGAGUAUCAGCCAUGUGAGUAGGACUUUCCUUGCUUCUCUUGUGCAGCUGCUCUGGGAACCUGUGUCCCUCCACACGAAUGUGGACCUCUCCUUACUGCUGAGAAUGUUUCUAGAGAAGUUUUGAAGGAGAUACUUGAUAUUACUGUCCUGCCUGGCACCCUAUGUCUUGCUUCCCAAACCUCUUCCUUGACCUUUCCUACUUCACUGGACCACAGCCAUCUUCUAGGCCUCAGUGGUUUUUUUGGAGGGGGUAGAUUGCUGACAUCCAUGGUCUCUGCCAACCUAAUUUGUUUUGUGAUUGUGUUCUCAGUGCAAGGAAAGCCUUUUCACAACAGGAGGUCUUGUCACCCAUGAGGCUGGACUCCCUAUCUCAUUGCUAGCUUGGUGUCCUCUGCACAUCCAGGGAUGCUGCCACAAAGGAUCCUCAGAGCCCACAGCACCUGGAGAACAGCUUCCCCUCCAUCUGCUGUACAGCUGGAGAGCUCCUUAACCACUCCCCUGUGCCACUCCUUGCACAACCCCCGGUGUCCCGGCACUUCUCCCACCGCUGCCGGCCAUGCACCAUGUGUCUGCACAGGGAGCUGCACCCCCUUGGCUACCCCAAUACCCCGUAUGCUUGUGCAUACAGCACAUAUAUAGAUAGAUAUGUGUGUGAGGGAGGUGUACACACCUGUCUGUCCCCAUACGCAGCCCUUUGAAACUACUACAUUUCACAUCUCCUCCAGCCUCCAAGUGCUCUUUUCCUUUCUCAUUUAUGGCUAGGGCUAGGAAUGGCACAUUGCAACCUCAGUGAAUUUUAUGUACUGUAGUUUGAAUCGGGAUUGUCAAAAUCCCGUAGAAAGCUUUGGUCUCUACAUUGACUCCAUAACUAAAGGCAGUUUGUUAAAUCUGUUGAAAUCCAAGAGCUCCCUCUUGAAAUAAACCAGCCGCUCGAGCCUCGCUGGGUUCAAAGGAUCUGAUCUGUAAUUGUCCUCGUUGUGGAACUACGACAUUGUACUUUUCCAAAGGCAAUGACAGCUCUGGCAUGCGCGUGUGCCAGACCGAAACCAAGACUCCCACCUCAGCAGAGGGGCUAGAGACGCAAGGAGCGAUUCAGUCCGUGCUGGUGGAGCUGAGCGGCAGGGAUUCCUCUCUGGUCUCCGUGAAAACCUGCUUUGAGCGCUGGGUUUGUGCGUCCCAGAGCAGUGCUCCCUCGCUCCCCGGGGCUGGCUCCAGCUCUCGCUGCAGCCCUGCGGGCCCAGCGCGUGUUGCGGGAGGCGGGGGAUCAGCGGGAGCCGGUGCCGGGCGGGGGUCGGUGGCGGAGCCCCGGGCUGUGCUGUGCCCCGGCGCUGUGCUGUGCCGUGCCGUGCCCCGGCGCUCUGCCGUGCUGUGCCCAGCCGUGCCGUGCCGUGCCCCGGCGCUGUGCCGUGCCGUGCUGUGCCGAGCCGUGCUGUGUCGUGCCCCGGCGCUGUGCCGUGCCGUGCCCCGGCGCUGUGCUGUGCCCCGGCGCGGCGGUGACGGGCUCAGCGCUUCCGCGCCCGCCGCCGCAGCCCUGCCCCCGCCGCCUGCGCGGCCGGCCCGGCCCGGCGGAGAGGCGGGGGGAUUUCCAAGCGCCGGCGGCCUCGCCGCUUCCUCUCCUUGUUUUGCUUUCGAUCUGGCCCUCUCUCCGCCCGGGCGGAGGCACUGAACUUUUAGUUUUGCUCCCGCGAUUAUUCAGCGCCUGUUUUCAUUUCCAUUUCGUGUCCCCUGGCAACGGCGGUAACCUUGAGGAAUUAUAUAAGGGCCGCGAAAACGGGCCGGCAAGAAUGCCUGUAUUAGUACCAUAAAAAGAGAGUGGAGCAGCAACAUUUAAAUUCACCCCAACACAGAGACAGCCACACAAACGUAGCAGAAUUGAUCUGUGAGGCAGAUGGUCUCAGUCUGAAGCACAGUCUUUCUUUGCCGCCAGCCCCUUCAGAUGCAUCGGUGUCCUUCUUUGGCCCUGUCGAUCAAAGGUGACAAGAAUAGUGGAGCAGAGAAGUUAAGAAUGAUGCAGAGAACACAGAUGUGAAGAGCAAAAGAGAGAGGAAGGAGCUGAGCCCGGUGCAGAAGGGACAAGGAGAAGCAGCAGCCUAAAUGCAACUCCUUCCCAGGUGGGUGACAAUGCCUGUCGAAAGGAUGCGGAUGCGGCCCUGGCUGGAAGAACAAAUCAACUCUAACAGAAUACCGGGGCUGAAAUGGCUAAAUAAGGAGAAGAAGAUUUUUCAGAUUCCCUGGAUGCAUGCCGCAAGACAUGGUUGGGAUGUUGAAAAAGAUGCUCCCUUAUUUAGAAACUGGGCAAUUCACACAGGAAAAUACCAGUCAGGAGUAGAUAAACCUGAUCCAAAGACAUGGAAGGCAAACUUCCGUUGCGCUAUGAACUCCCUGCCUGACAUAGAAGAAGUGAAGGACAAAAGUAUAAAGAAAGGAAACAAUGCCUUCAGGGUGUACCGGAUGCUGCCCUUAUCUGAAAGACCUUCCAAAAAAGGAAAAAAGACGAAAUCUGAGAAGGAUGACAAAUUCAAACAAAUUAAGCAAGAGCCAGUUGAAUCAUCUUUUGGGAUGAAUGGGCUAAAUGCUGUCACUUCUGACUAUUUCCUGUCCUCCAGUAUAAAAAAUGAAGUGGACAGUACAGUGAACUUUGUAGUUGUAGGACAGCCACACCUUGAUGGCAGCAGUGAGGAGCAGGUGAUAGUUGCCAACCCUCCUGAUGUUUGUCAGGUGGUAGAGGUGACAACAGAAAGUGAUGAACAGCCCCUCAGCAUGAGCCAGCUGUACCCUCUACAGAUCUCCCCUGUCUCAUCCUAUGCAGAAAGUGAAACAACUGACAGCGUUCCAAGCGAUGAAGAAAAUGCAGAGGGACGGCUUCAUUGGCAGAAAAAAAACAUUGAAGGCAAACAGUAUCUCAGCAAUCUAGGAAUGAGGAACACUUCUCAUAUGCUUCCCAGCAUGGCAACUUUUGUAGCCAACAAGCCUGACCUCCAAGUCACCGUCAAAGAAGAAAGCUGCCCACUGCCUUACAACAGCUCCUGGCCUCCUUUCCCAGACAUCCCUCUGCCACAAGUAGUGUCCACAGCCUCCACGAGCAGCAGCCAGCCAGACCGUGAGACACGGGCCAGCGUCAUCAAGAAAACGUCAGACAUCACUCAGUCAAGAGUCAAGAGCUGCUAAGCCUUUGACAGUGUGGUUUUUUAGCUUUGUUUUGUUUGGUUUUGUAUUUUACGUUUCUCUAAGAGAGGUUCAUCCCUUGACGCACACGAGACAAACCCUAAGGUAAAGCCUUGGCAAUAUAAAACUUUGCAGUGUCUGACUCCAGUGCCGGAGUGUUUUUAACUCAGGACUCCAGCAGUCAGUGUGUAUACCUGAACCCAUAUUUCCAAGGUUGCUACAUAGGAAAAGAACCCAAGAACUUUGGCCCACUCACAGGUUCCAGUGUUUCAUAAGAGGACCAACCGACCACAAGGGAAGUGGUGCUGCUGCGCUUCUUGCUGUCAAGGCUGUGAUGGAACUGAAAGCCUCAGAAUGGGAGAGAAAAUGUGAACUAGCUGGAAUAUUUUUAAAUAAAGAAAAAUCUAUUGUGAAUAUUGUACAUAGUGCAGUACUAGCAAAGUUGCAGUCUGCUUCUGCACCUUAUUAAGAAAGCACUUACAAAAGGCCUUUUAUUACCUUGCUCUACUUAAUGGCACAUUGAAGGUCCCUCUCCACCUGUAUUCUUUUCCAAGGCUAUUCUUGCUAAAGUGUCUUUAAAGAAUAGAGGAAGGGAAAGGAAACUAAAACUUUCCAUGUGGAUUUCAUAUGUUCUGAGACUGCUUUCAUCAUGUUUGUUUCUAAUCUGCUAUGCUUGAAUGCCGCGUGGUACAAUAGAAAAAAGAAAAGAAACUUAUUACAGAGAUAUUAUGCAAAUUCCCAGAUUUAAAAAAGAAGAAAAAUACUCUAAUUCUAACCAGAGCAAGCUUUUUUAUUUUUUAUACAGGGGAAUAUUUUAUUCAAAGUAAAAUUCUAAAGUGAAUAUAAUUUUUUUUAAUCUUUUCUACAGCAAAAUUUAUAAUUUUAAGAUUCAGUCCUUGGUUAUCAGCAGUUAUGACAUCCUUGUGGCACAUUUUUUUUUAAUUUUGUAAAGGUGAAAUAGCUUUUAUGAGCUCAUGUAGCAAUCAGAUUAUCCUGUGGAUUGAUAAUAAAUAUGGUAUAUAGUUAAAUUUUUAAUAA